UACAAACAGUAACGGUCGUAACGUGUUUGAAUUCCAACAUUCUUAACCAAUGAGGUACAAGUACAUUUAGAUGGUAGUAUGGCAACACUGACUACCAACUUUUCCUUUUUGUUCAGCUAACCGAGCGUGUACGUCGCUGUGAUAAGUAAAAUUAUAAAUCGCAGCCAUGGUGCGUAUGAACGUUCUUAGCGAUGCUCUCAAAUCUAUCAAUAACGCUGAAAAGCGUGGUAAAAGACAGGUUCUAUUGAGGCCUUGUUCUAAAGUAAUUAUCAAAUUUUUGACUGUCAUGAUGAGGAAAGGAUACAUUGGAGAGUUUGAGAUUGUUGAUGAUCAUCGUAGUGGUAAAAUUGUGGUAAACCUUAGUGGACGGUUAAACAAAUGCGGUGUUAUUUCACCUAGAUUCGAUGUUCCAAUUAAUGAUAUUGAAAAAUGGACCAACAACCUUCUGCCAUCUCGUCAGUUUGGAUAUGUUGUCUUGACUACUAGUGGAGGAAUUAUGGAUCACGAAGAAGCCAGACGAAAACAUCUUGGAGGGAAAAUACUUGGAUUUUUCUUUUAAUUUUUAUUUAAUUCAAUAAAAAUUUCAUAAACCUUAAA
Molecule: messenger RNA, 597 nt
Organism: Nomia melanderi (Alkali bee)
Lineage: Eukaryota; Metazoa; Arthropoda; Insecta; Hymenoptera; Halictidae
Product: small ribosomal subunit protein uS8A
Biological process (GO): translation
Cellular component (GO): ribosome
Molecular function (GO): structural constituent of ribosome
Source: RefSeq, a predicted model, not a curated record